CUCGGAAAGUCGAUUCACGGAUCACGACAUCAUAAGUUUCGGUGCAAUUGUUUUUCUGUUAGUCACUGCGAUAUGGACAUUUCACUUACCUCUUUGCUUUCUGAAAUCUCUUGUUCAUUUUUUCCGUCUUCUCGCUUGACUUCAUUUCCCCCUCAACCUUCCCUCGAACCAAACGCCUUCAAGUCAUUGCGUUUGCCCCCAAAUUUUCGUUCCCGAUCCAGAAUCUUUCUCAGCAAGUCGUUGCUAUGCUGCCAAAAGAUUCGUGUGAUAAGAGCUGCCCAGAGUUCAGAGCAAGCACAUAAUGACGGGUUUGUGCUGGAAGACGUUCCCCAUUUGACCCAUUUUCUCCCCGAUUUACAGUCAUAUCCAAAUCCUUUGCAGAAGAGCCAAGCUUAUGCAAUUGUCAAGAACACUUUUGUGAGCCCUGAAGAUGUGGUUGCACAAAAUAUUGUAAUUCAGAAAGACAGUCCAAGAGGAGUUCAUUUUCGGCGUGCAGGGCCUCGAGAAAAGGUUUAUUUCAAGCCAGAGGAAGUUCGAGCUUGCAUAGUUACCUGUGGAGGAUUAUGCCCAGGAAUCAAUACAGUGAUUAGGGAAAUUGUUUGUGGUUUGAACUACAUGUAUGAUGUUGAGGAUAUACUAGGAAUUGAGGGAGGAUAUCGAGGGUUUUAUUCAAAAAAUACAUCGAAAUUAUCACCUAAAGUUGUUGAUGAUAUCCAUAAACGUGGUGGCACUUUUCUUCGCACAUCUCGAGGAGGACAUGAUACCCACAAGAUAGUUGAUAACAUUCAGGACAGGGGAAUAAAUCAGGUAUACAUAAUUGGAGGUGAUGGUACCCAGAGAGGAGCUGCUGUCAUAAAUGAGGAAGUUAAAAAACGUGGUCUUCAAGUUGCUGUGGCUGGGAUUCCAAAGACAAUUGACAAUGAUAUUGCCGUGAUAGACAAAUCUUUUGGAUUUGAUACUGCUGUGGAAGAAGCUCAAAGAGCCAUUAAUGCUGCACAUGUGGAGGUUCUAAGUGUUGAAAAUGGAGUUGGAAUUGUUAAACUAAUGGGAAGAUACAGCGGUUUCAUUGCUAUGCAUGCAACGUUGGCAAGCCGAGAUGUGGAUUGCUGCUUGAUUCCAGAGUCCCCCUUUUAUUUAGAAGGAAAGGGUGGUCUUUUUAACUUUCUUGAAGAGAGACUAAAACAAAAUGGACAUGUAGUUAUUGUGAUAGCUGAAGGUGCUGGCCAGGAAUAUGUUGCUUCUGAACUGCAUGCAUCAGCUGAUAAGGAUGCAUCAGGAAACCAACUACUUCUUGAUGUUGGCCCAUGGUUAUCCGAAAAGAUCAAGAAUCAUUUUACAAACGUUAAGAAGAUGGCUGUAAAUAUGAAAUAUAUAGAUCCUACAUACAUGAUUCGAGCUAUUCCAAGCAAUGCAUCUGACAACAUUUACUGCACACUUCUUGCUCAUAGUGCUGUUCAUGGAGCUAUGGCUGGGUACACCGGCUUCACAGUGGGACCUGUAAACAGCAGGCAUGCCUAUAUUCCAAUUGCUCGUGUGACCGAGAGACAAAAUACGGUGGAGUUGACAGGUCGGAUGUGGGCAAGAGUUCUUUCAUCAACAAACCAGCCAAGUUUUGGGACGCCUGAAGAUUUGAUUCAAGAUGGAGUUCAAAAAGAGACGGUCAAGGAAAUAAAUAAAUGAAAACUUCACUCAGUUCCUUGCAAAAAAGAUAAUUUUAAAAAUUGAAAAUUGCAUCUUAGUUGAGUCUGAAGCAUGUAUGCUAAUAUGGUACCUCAGGCUUAUCAUGUGUUUGAUUAUAUUUUGCCAUGCAUUCAAUCCUCUUCAGUAGCUCAUGUUUUGUGGAAGAGGAUUUGCAGGAAUAAUAUGUGAAUUCUUUUAUAGAAAAAAGUGUUACAGAGAACCUUAAAUAUUGUAUUGUCUUUUAGGAAAAUUUAAUCCGGAUAAUGCAAUCUUUGAAAUUCAGAGUAGUUUGGCUCUUGAAGCUUGAGUGUAUAUGUAACAAAGUUUAUUAUUA
Neltuma alba is the source of this 2014-nucleotide messenger RNA. Its product is annotated as ATP-dependent 6-phosphofructokinase 4, chloroplastic. Lineage: Eukaryota; Viridiplantae; Streptophyta; Magnoliopsida; Fabales; Fabaceae. The record is from RefSeq and is a predicted model, not a curated record. Gene Ontology annotation, biological process: glycolytic process; fructose 6-phosphate metabolic process. The coding region runs from base 73 to 1680 and encodes 535 amino acids. Gene Ontology annotation, molecular function: ATP binding; 6-phosphofructokinase activity. The transcript has 14 exons.